AGUGUUGUCACAUCUAAAGAUGCCCCCCGAUGAGGCGGUGGUGUUUGUGGCAGCCCACUGACGGAGCUUAGACACCACUGAUUUAUUGAAUGAGUGCGCUGAGUGUUGGCAGUGGUACCGUAACGUGAACUAACAACAUCUAAUAAAUGGCGAGGACGGGAGCUGCUGCGUAAACGCCAAAGAAACCCGAGCAUCAACACGUUGCUGUAGCCGAGGCGGUUUGCUGCCACAAGCUAGCACCAAAGACUGCUAGCAUCCUGCUAAGCUAGCCAGCAGGUACGGUUAGCCGGGAAGCUAAUGCUAGCUGGCAAGUCUAUAUUUAGUGGACCCUGUGUGCCAUCGGGAGGGAAAACGGUAGGCGAUUAGUAUUGACAGCUUGACCCGAGAGGCUUUUGUGUGUCCUAUGAUCUCGCAGCGUUAGUUGUCGGCACCAAAAUGUCCACCACUUCGUUGGAUAAAGAAUUACAGGAGCGACUGAGAGAGGCGUCUGCCAUCGGGGACAUCGACGAAGUGCGGACAUUGGUGGAGAGUGGGGUAAAUGUUAACUCACAGAACGAAAUAAAUGGAUGGACGUGCCUGCACUGGGCGUGCAAGAGAAACCAUAAGCACAUAGUGUCCUACUUACUCAGUUACGGAGCGGACAAAGAAAUCCUCACAGCUAAAGAUGAGCUGGCCUCACAACUUACAUCCAAACCAGAGAUCAAACGACUUUUAGGAGUUGAAGUGGAGGAAGUGCCUGAAGUCAAAGAGCCUGAGUUGCCAAUCAUCCCCAACUACCUGUCUAACCCGCCCUUCAUGUACUCCAAGCUGGAUAACAAGACAGAGGUUCUCCUGGCACAGCACCUUACACAGAAUGGCUCUGGAGACCACGCUGAUGACACACACAGCGACUCACCCUCUCUUUCUCCGACUCACGAGCCUCAGAAACCACAGAGCCUGCUUUCUGACGGGCCCACUGCUCCCCCAAACCCCACCACCCACAGCCAAGCCCAGGCUGGGGAUUUCAUUCCUGUGACUGAGCAAAAUGGUGUGUCGUCCAAUGCGGCCUCGUCCCACAACCACGCUGUGGUUAACUGCACAGUGCCCAUGGACCUGUCAGUUGAGCCACACCUCGUCAACCAUGCCGCUGAGUAUCCGCAUGCGGUGGCACACAACGGCACCAUGUGCUCGCCUCCUUUGGCCUCCCCCAGCCCCAGCUUGGCCAGCAGCAGUGGGAGCCAGGUCCAGGCCCCGGUGGCCAGCGCUAACCCGACCAUGAGCAGGCAGCAGUCUAUCCCACAGCAGCUGAGCUACGGCCAGGCUGGUGGGCCCAUGCCAGCCUUCCAGCCUUUCUUCUUCACCAGCACCUUCCCUGUCAAUGUGCAAGAGUUGGUGCUGAAGGUGCGUAUCCAGAACCCCAAUGCAAGGGAGAACGACUUCAUUGAAGUAGAGCUGGACCGCCAGGAGCUCACCUAUCGUUCCCUUCUGAGGGUGUGUUGCCGUGAGCUGGAUAUUGGUGUUGAGCACGUGGAGAAGAUCCGCAAGCUGCCGAACACCAUGUUGAGAAAGGACAAGGACGUGGCUCGGCUGCAGGACUUUCAGGAGCUGGAGGUUGUGUUGGAGAAAGCAGAGGGCCUGUCUCUUUUCUCUGGGACUGGGGGCCUAACAGACAGACCGUGCUACAACAUGAAGGCCUCCCGCCUCACCUACUAGAGCUACCACAGAGCCUGAGGUCUCCCCUGCUUAUGAUGGGCUUCUGUAGCUACCCUCAAGCAACCAUAACUAGUUGCCCGCCCAGGUCCCUUGUUACAGCUUUGUCCAGCUUUGGUGUUUCGCCAAUUUCCUAACUGGGAUUUGUUUUUUCAAGUUCUGUAGCUAUUGUCCUCCUCCUGUCCUCCUCUGGCCCUCCUGCCGCUUUAGUGUACCCAACCAGUUGUAAGCGAUUACUGAUGCAUGGUGUCCUCGAUUAUGUGCGAAAGUAUUUGGGCCCCCUUUCUCCUCUCUUUAUCUCUUUCUCUCCGCCCACUGCACUUUGUGCCAAGGCUCCAGUGGGACAACAGAGGGAGACAUUGGCUCGUCUUCCUUGCGGACUGGACUUGAAUGGGAUUCUGUAAUAGCCUUAUUUGGACACAUCCCUACACUGGCUGUGAACUAUGUUCACAGAGGAAAAGUCUGAUAAGACAAAGAGCAGAGGACGACAGGAAGGAUUUACAUAACUCUUACCGAUAAGUUCAUCAUCAGUCUACGGGAUAGGACAAGUCGGACUUGAACACAGCAACUUGAAUUCCUAGGAAACUGACAUAUAGAGUGUUAUCAGAUGGCUGGCGCACACACUUUCAUACAUGCUGUAGGCAUAAACCUUAGUGUCUUUCCUGCAGAAGGCAUCCAUUACUGGCCUAAGGACUAAGGUAUCUUUGGACUAAUAGUACUUCUAUUUGCUGACCACACAUACAGUAUGCUUUAAUCUAUAUCCACACAGGAGUACUGGUUUCCCUACAUAUUUAAAUCAUUCAUUCAUACACUGUGGAAAAAGAAAUAAUUAGUUUUGUUCGAAUUGUUCUCUUUUGUGUCUUCAUGUCCGACAGAAAUUUAUAUCUUAGAGAUUAAUGUGCAGCAACUAAUUUCUUUCUUUAUUUUCUACAGUGCGUUCUCACCUCUGCUUCGCAGGGUGUGCGAUUAGGUUCAGUCAGCAUAACACUUAAACUGUCAACUGUGAAGUAUUUAUUUUUAAUUAUUUUGAAUUCUUAUUAAUAAAGCGAGACCAUGCGCUUUAGAGUAGCAAGGCUUGAGACCCGGCAAAGGUUGUGUACGAGGCUCCCACUCACCUGUAAGUUAAUUUCAGUUGCUGUCCUUGUGUUUUAACUGUGAUUAGAGUCGAAACCAAAAAACUAAUCUAGCCAGCAAAGAUACUAACUGCAGAGUAAACUAUCACUGCUUCAGAGAAGAAUGCAGCCUUGUUAGAUGUUCUUCCCCCCCCCAAACUCAGAGAGGAAGGAAAUAAGAUACAGCAAAGGUGAUAAUCUGUGUUUGUGGCAGUUGUUUUAAUGAUUGAGUGCUUCCUUGUUUCUCCAGCACUUAUCUUAAUUGUUAUUUCUGGCACAAUUAUCUGCGUUGCUCUGCGUCACCUCAGAUUAAACUGGACUGCGUAGGUGGUGACGGGAGUUCUUUAAAAUAUAAAAAUAUAUGGCUUCAGUUGGGUUGUCAAAGCCAGUCUAGUGCUAAUGUUACAUUGUUUUUAUUGAAGAAAAUGUUGAAGUUAAUGUUUUCCAUUUGGUAGCUUAAUCAAAGUUUGACUUAAGGGUCCAGUGUGUAGGAUUUAGGGCCAUCUAGUGGCAGAAAUGGUACAUAACUUCCAUAAUUUUGAAUAUAAGAAUUUGUUACAUCAGAGUGAGCGGUUUUAAUCAACAUACAGAGCGCUUCCUUUUUCACAGAGUCCACCAUGUUCUACAGUAGCCCAAAAGGGGCAUACCCAACUCUGACCCAAGAUAGCGCCAUCAGCCACCGUAGUCCUUCCACAUGCUUGGCACAUGGGUGAAGUUUCAGUUCUGCAACCUCACCACUAGAUGGCACUAAACCCUACACACCGGACCUUUAAAUGGAGACUGACGAGAUGACGACACUAAACAUUCUUGUACUGUACAUUAAGAAUUUAACAACUCAAGAGGCACAGCCAUUGUGUGCCGGAAGGUAACGUUCAUGCUGCUUUCAUCAACACCGAUUAUUCCUUUUAAUUCUCAAUGCUGGGGCUCAUUUAUUUGAAGCAGUGCGGUAGGCGGCCACUACACGACGUCCUACAAUCAAAAAGUUUCUUCCCAGUGGUAACUGUUUACUGUUGAAAAUGUAUACCUGAAGCUCUUACUUGUAUUUGUAUGUUUUAUGAUAAUUUUUUUAUUAAUUUGUAUAAUUUUUUUAACCAGUUAGGCCUGUUGUGUUUGUGUCAAAAAAAAGUCUACUAUCGUGCGAGAAAGAGUUCAACAACAGGAUGAAGUUGUUGAAGCAAAGUGCAAUGUGUUUUUGGAGGGGGAAGAGAAUGUGUUUCCGGAAAGUUUGAGAAGAAAGGACUACCAAGAGUGCUUAUUUUCUGUUUCCAACUACGUUAAAUGCUUUAUUAAGUGAAGUUGUGCCACAUGUGAAAGGCAGGAGCUUGGUUGAGAAAGUGGGACAGUGUAUGGAGAAAACACCCCCCCGGCCGUUUGGUGCCCCGGGUGAGUGAGAGCAGCAUGUUUGGAAAUGGGUUUUUAUAGGAUCUUCUAUGAUUCUGUGAAAAGCAGAUGGCUAACAUUGUAUUUGUGGGGUUGCUUAUUGUUCUAGAAAAAGCAGAAUACAGUUUGACUUAACCUAUGCAUUCAGAGUCUGAUAUUUUUAUAUACAGUACGUCCUGUGUACUUGUAGAGAUGAUCUUAGGCACUGCUAAAGUUGUGUUUUUUCGUUCUGGAGACCUGUAUCUGUUCUUUGAUAAAGCAUGGUGAAUUAACUUCCUUCUUUUUCUUUCAAUCUGACCGUGUGUCUUCAAAAAGCGUAUUAUUUCCAUCUGACUAAUGAAGUAAUUUAGAUGUAAUGAGUUUACGUAUCUGUUUAAAUGAAAGGACCAGUUACACAUUUUGUUUGGCUUCUGUCGCAGGUUAUCCUCUGUGUGUACCUGCAUGUGUGUGCUGGGUGUUCAGGUAAACUCCCCAAUAAUUCAUUGAAAUCUGUGUUUCAACUGAGAGCCAGUAGAGGGAGCAGAAGAGCAAAGAUUGGCAUUAGAUGAGCCACAUACUGUAGGUAUGCCACUUAAAGUCAUAAGAUUUUUUUUUUUUUGCUUGGAUUUAAUUGAAUUCAUAAAAAGUAUUUUAAAACCUGG
Molecule: messenger RNA, 4822 nt
Organism: Epinephelus moara (kelp grouper)
Lineage: Eukaryota; Metazoa; Chordata; Actinopteri; Perciformes; Serranidae
Gene: ankrd40
Product: ankyrin repeat domain 40
Exons: 5
Coding region: 436-1692 (418 amino acids)
Molecular function (GO): protein binding
Source: RefSeq, a predicted model, not a curated record